UAAUAAUCUUUUAAAAAUAUGGCAACACUGUGCAGUCUGAUAAACGCUUGCAUCAUCGCUUUCUCUUUCUAACGCUCGCUCAAGGGGCUGAAGUAGCUGCACAAAGCAGAAUAGCUAAGGGGAACAACAGAAGAAAAGAAAAUUCACAAAAUGCUGAUUAAUAUUUUCUUAAACAAUAAACAGUUAAUUGCCGUCAAGACAAACGGUUUAAAUUUUAAACAAAUAUGCACUCACAUCGAGGAAACAACAAAUUUACAAUCUGGAGAUUAUUAUCUCACGUGCAAUGGCAAACGUUUAAAUGAAGAUAUUGAUGGACAACAUGAGAUUGAGAACAUCCAUUGCAUCCUCCGCCAGGUGGGCGGUAAGGGUGGAUUCGGCUCUAUGCUGCGGGCCAUCGGCGCCCAAAUCGAGAAGACCACAAACCGAGAGGCUUGCCGCGAUUUAAGUGGACGUCGCUUACGCGACAUAAACGAAGAGAAACGUGUCCGGGCAUGGCUGGAAAAGCAAGGCGAGCGUGAACGGGAAGCAGAGGAGCGCAAGAAACGCAAAAUAGCGAAGUUGCUGGCGGUGCCCAAACACGAGUUUAAAGACGACGAAUACGAGGAGGCCAGAGCCAAAUUGGCCGAAAAGGUGAAUGAUGCAUUCGAGGAGGGCCUAAAGCAGGCCGAGGAAGCCAAGUUGACUGAAACAGUGGGUGCCGCUGCAACCAAAGAUGUUCCAGCUUCAUCCAGCACCAAUGUGACAAUUGGUUCCAAACGAAAAGGUGACGCCGGCAGCAAAGCAACAGCCGCAAAAAAGAACAAGGGCGCGCUUUGGAUUGAUGAUGCAAUUUGCGGCAGCGAUUCCGACACCGACGACAGCGAAGUGGAAGCUGAUACAAAGAGGGCGGUUAAAUGUUAAGGAAUUUAUUUGUAAUUCUAAGCAGUAAUUUGUAUAAUAUAAUUAAAAUUAUGACAAAAUCCACAAUUUUAUUGCGUGACGAACUGGGAUGAGACCCAGGCCA
Drosophila virilis is the source of this 1003-nucleotide messenger RNA. Its product is annotated as splicing regulator SDE2. Gene Ontology annotation, cellular component: nucleus. The record is from RefSeq and is a predicted model, not a curated record. Lineage: Eukaryota; Metazoa; Arthropoda; Insecta; Diptera; Drosophilidae.